Dendrobium catenatum is the source of this 1524-nucleotide messenger RNA. RefSeq lists its product as uncharacterized. Bases 1 to 1524 code for a protein of 507 amino acids. The transcript has 4 exons. The record is from RefSeq and is a predicted model, not a curated record. Lineage: Eukaryota; Viridiplantae; Streptophyta; Magnoliopsida; Asparagales; Orchidaceae.
AUGUCUUCACUUUUAUUUUGGAACUGCAGAGGGGCUAGGAAGAGGGAAGUUCCUCUGUACUUGAAAGAGGUGGUUAAAGAUCAUGAUGUUUUUUUCAUUGGCCUUAUGGAGACUAAGAUGAGUAUUAUCAAUAGGAAGGAUGUUGAUGUUCUUAUUGGUAAGGAAUGGGAUUUCUAUCAUUUUCCUGCGAUGGGUCUUUCUGGUGUCAUCUUAGUGUUAUGGAAUAUGAAGAUUGGGAACUUUUUUAUUACUGAUACUUCUUCACAGGUGAUUGUGGGGGAUUUAUCUAUCCCUAGAAUGGGAUCUUGGAGGAUUGCUACUGUGUAUGGUAGUAGAUGUUACAAGGAGCGUGAAACUCUUUGGAGUUUAUUGAAUAAAUGUAUGGUGAGCUCUAAUCCUUCUAUCAUUGGGGGAGAUUUUAAUUGUGUGCUUAAUAAAGAUGAGAAAAGAGGUGGCAAAAGAUUCCUUUUUACCAAAGAACCUAGAGAUAUGAAGGGUUUCAUGACUAGUUGUGACUUUCACGAUGUGGGGAUUAUUGGUCCAAGGCAUCUUGCUAGGGUGGCUUCGGAUCAUAGUCCUAUUACCUUCAAGGUCAACGAAAAGGAGCGUAUAAAGUAUAAAAUCAUUAGAUUUGAAGAUACUUGGAGGAUGUAUCCAGCGGCUAGAAGCAUUGUUUAUCACUCUUGGAUGAAGAAUGACUUUGGGGAGGAAGAUCUAAAUGAACUUAAAGUAAAGCUGAAGAUGGAAAUUCUGGAACUACAAUCUGAAGAAGCUAUGGGGAAUGAUUGGUUAUCUACAUGGUGGAAUCAAAGAGCUAAAGCAAGGUGGCUUGAGGAAGGUGAUUAUAAUUCCAAUUUGUUUCAUAAUUUUGCUACGGAUAGAAGGAAUGGUAAUAGAAUAAACCAAAUUAAAGAUGCUUACAAUAUGAUGCAAAUUGAAGAAGAGGAAAGUGAAAAGGAUUUUAUUCAACAUUUUGAAUCAAAAUGGAAGAAUAGAAGCUGUCAACUAUCAGGUUUGCCCAAAAUUUUGGCUCACCAGAAGAUAAAUGAUGAGGAUAUCCAAGAUCUUAGCUCAGAUUUCUCGGUGAUGGAGCUUAAGAAGUCAGUUUUCCAGCAAAUGAACAAUCAUUCCCCAUGUAUGGAUGGCCUUACUUCCUCUUUCUAUAAGUACUAUUGGGAUAUAGUUUGGAAAGAUUUAUGGAAUGCUAUCAAUAGUUUUUUUACUAAUGGUUGUAUGAGGAAAGAUUGGAAAGACACUUUAAUUGUCUUGAUUGCAAAAGUAAAGAAUCCAUUGCUUCCUUCCAAUUACUGUCCUUUUAGCCUGUGUCAGACGAAUUACAAGGUUGUAGCUACUAUGCUAGUGAAUAGAUUGAAGAUGUGUAUGCCCAAGCUGAUUACUGAGGAACAAAUGACUUUUAUUCCUAGGAGAUCUAUCUCUGAGCACUGUCUCUUGGCACCGAAGAUUUUACACAAGUUCAAAGUUUCCAGAAAUGGAGCAAGCUUAGCAUAUCCAGGAAGGGGAUGA